This is a messenger RNA of Amorphotheca resinae ATCC 22711, 1927 nucleotides long. RefSeq lists its product as hypothetical. The transcript is spliced from 2 exons. Bases 117 to 1844 code for a protein of 575 amino acids. The record is from RefSeq and is a predicted model, not a curated record. Gene Ontology annotation, biological process: transmembrane transport. Gene Ontology annotation, cellular component: membrane. Gene Ontology annotation, molecular function: transmembrane transporter activity. Lineage: Eukaryota; Fungi; Ascomycota; Leotiomycetes; Helotiales; Amorphothecaceae.
UAUCAGCCCAUUUCCCUUAUCUCCUCCAACAUACUUUUCGCAUCUGUAUAUAUCCUUUAAUGUUGAUCUGAUACAGACCAAUUUUAUUCAAAACGGUCACGUCCUUGGCCUCCGCAAUGUCCUCAUCUCGGACUCCACUCCUUAGUCACGACAGCGCCUCUAUCAGCUCUAUCAGCUCUAUCAGCUCGUCCAGUUCUCCCUCCACCGCCGCGCAGAAAUCACAACGCCGGCAACGAGACAUAACUCGAUAUGUCGCCUUCUCUUCCGCAAUCCUCUCGUGCCUGUGCGCGGGCUCCAUCACCGCAUUCGCUCUAUACGGUCAUCUCUUCCAAGAACGCUUACAUUACACGCAACUACAAGUCAACACCGUGAGCAUCGCUGCCGAACUCGCCCUCUACCUCCCUGUAUCCCUGUUUGGCUAUCUGUGCGACCGGCUGGGACCUGCUCCUCUGUCAUUCAUAUCCGCGUUGAUGUUCGGGGCCGGAUAUCUGCUCGCAGCACUCACAUAUAACAGCGGAGCGAAAGAUGUUUCCGGGUAUACACAUGAGAGAGGUUGGCCCUUAUGGGUUAUGGUAGUGGCAUUCAUCAUCAUAGGAUUUGCCACUACUUGUAUGUAUCUGAGUGCUAUUACGACCUGUGCGAAGAAUUUCGGGAGAGGGAAAUAUAGAGGAUUGGCAUUGGCGUGUCCAAUUGCGGCAUUUGGAUUGAGUGGCAUGUGGCAGAGUCAAAUCGGAAGUAGGAUUUUAUAUGAGAGAUUACCCGAUGGAAAGAGGGGAGAUGUGGAUGUUUUCAAAUUCUUUCUCUUCCUGGCUAUUACACUGCUGGCGGUGGGUCUGCUUGGAAGCUUUUUACUGAAGAUUGUGGAUGAGGAUGAGUUGAUUGAUGAGGCGGUCGAAGAGCUAGAAAGAAGUGGACUAUUAGAGGACAGCGGGUUUUCUACAAGAGCAAAUGGCUACAGGACUUAUGGGUCUGUUGAGGAUGGGGUUGAUGAUGAGGCCGCUGAAGCUCGGCGUUUGGGCGAGGCAAAGGCCCAUGAAGAGGAGGAAGCGCGAAAGAAGGCUUGGCUCUUGAAUGAAGAGACACGGCGCUUUCUCAAGGACCAUACAAUGUGGUGGCUUGCGGCGGGAUUUUUCUUCGUUUCUGGUCCUGGAGAAGCAUUCAUGACAAAUCUUGGCACCAUCAUUGGAACCUUAUAUUCCCCCACAACCGAUCCUUCCGAGGUUCCAACCUCUGCUGCUACACACGUCUCAAUCGUUGCUUUUACUUCUACGGUGGCUCGAAUCCUAUUCGGAACACUGACCGACAUGCUAGCUCCUGUUUCUACCAGUAAUCACAUGCAGUCUGCGAGCAACUCACUCGCGUCAUUACCGCCUCAGAGGGGGCGGUUUACUCUCUCUCGUAUCAACUUUCUCCUCCUUGCAGCACUUUUCCUAUUCUUGGGACAGGUUCUCCUCGCCUCAGGAUUAAUCCAGAACCAUGGGGAGCGAUUCUGGAUGGUAUCUGCGCUUAUAGGCUCCGGCUAUGGCGCUUUGUUCAGCUUAACGCCUCUCAUAAUCACCAUCAUCUGGGGUGUAGAAAAUUUCGGUACAAACUGGGGAAUCGUGGCCAUGGUUCCUGCCGCGGGAGCCCUCGUCUGGGGGAUUGUGUACUCCACAGUCUAUGGGUGGGCUGCGAAGAAAUCGCCUCAUAUUCCGGGCACGGAUGACGGUGUAUUAUGCUACGGAAAGCAAUGCUAUGCGGGUACGUUCUGGGCAAUGGCCGCUAGUAUUGCGAUUGGCAGUCUACUCUGGGUUUGGGCUUGGAAAGGUCGAGAUGGUUGGAGCAGAAGAGGAAUUGCCGUCUGAAACUGUAUAGGUAGGACAUAAUACAAAACUAUCUGUCCAGCUUUUGGGCAAGAUUAUCUUCACCUGUUGCCCUUGUAAAGCGG